Molecule: messenger RNA, 3447 nt
Organism: Saccoglossus kowalevskii
Lineage: Eukaryota; Metazoa; Hemichordata; Enteropneusta; Harrimaniidae
Product: centrosomal protein of 120 kDa-like
Biological process (GO): interkinetic nuclear migration; positive regulation of centriole elongation
Cellular component (GO): centrosome
Source: RefSeq, a predicted model, not a curated record
CUGUUUUCAAAAUCUACCGGUCGAAGUGGGUCAUUCGCGAAUAAGUCUUGAACUUUUUCUUACCAGGCUCACAAUUUGCUGUGAUAAUGGUUGGGAAGGAACAGUAUCUGGUUGUCGUCUCCAUACUUGACGGAAGAAGAUUUCCAAAGAGAGGCAAAAACAAAUUGAUUGUUGAAACCAAGUUUGAUGGAGAACUGUUGUCUACUGAUCCUGUGGAUCACAUUGAGACGCCAGAGUUCUCUACAGAGCUGGCCUGGGAAUUGAGUAAAAAGGCAUUGCAUCAACACAGGUUGCAGAGAACGCCCAUUAAAUUACAGUGUUAUGCAGUCGAUACACUUACAAAUGCACGAGAAAAUGUUGGCUAUGUUAUGUUAGAUUUGAGGACUGCUGCAUUCCAGGAAGACAUACUGGCCAAAGCACCUGUUCAAUCACGUUGGUACCCUUUACUUAACACUAAGUAUGCUAGACUAAAACCAGAAGUGCGAAUUAGUAUUACACUUGAAAAUGACAAUCAGCAAGAAGAAAGCUUCAAAGCCAGAGGGGCUCCUCCCAGAAAAGCACAAGGUCAGCCUGACUCUGAUGAAGAGCUUGAUGUGAAAAUGUUACAACCAGUUUUGAAUGAUUUAGAAGGCUAUUAUCAAAUCGGGCCUGAGCAUAAAUGUUCUGACAUGUUUGUGAUGUCCGUUACUAUUGGAUUUGCUGCAAACCUGACACAGCUGGUUCCAUCAUCAAUGUCAUUACCAGCCAGAGACAGCGGAUUUUUCUUUUACUACAAUAUGUUCGGCAAUGAUGUUACGAAUGAAGUAUUCCACGAUUUGUUAAAUCCCACCUUUCCUGCUGAAAGGGCGUCCGUUAGACUUCGCAGCAGUCCUGCCGCACUUCAGUUGUAUUUUGUUAGUCAACCCAGUCUACAGGCAUAUUUGUGUGUGGGUGACCAGUCGCUAGGAAAUGCGACUAUACCGUUAGCCGGAUUGAUGAAAAAAGACAACAUCCCUCUGCUUGAUACCCAGCCAGUGGCCAUAGAGGGCGCUUUUCGACUUAUCCCACCACAGCGUACGCAACAACAGUUACCACCGGUGCCCAUUGAUUUAGCACCUGUUGUUGGAGUGUCAGUUUCAUUAAGAAGAGAGGAAAUCUCGUUAAAAGCUCCUGUUAUUAUGCCAACUCCUCAAACCCCAGAAAAGCAGUCAAUGGACCAGAAAGCAGAGAAAAUAACAACCCCUCAAAAAUCACAACAAGAACAACCCACAAAGCUCAAUCAUUCCCCUCCUGAGAAGUUAGAGCGCCCUCACCAGGCUACUUCCCCACCGAAUAGUCUUGGAAGCUAUACACCGAUAGAUGAUAGCAAAACCACUAGUGAUGAAUUAAGUAGUUUAACGCUGGAAGAUAAAGACGUCAAAAGAAGAAAAGAUGGUGAAAGACCAAAAGCAAAUAUUGGUGUAGGAUUAGAACCAGAAAGUAACAGUACCUCCUCCCAUCCCGUCCUUGCCGUGGAUGCUGCGGCCCAUCAUUAUUCUUUCUCCAUUGAUUUAAGAAGUAUCAAAGAUGUUGACACACCAACUGCUGUAAAUAUAUUUCUCAGGUAUACAUACCCAUUCUUUGGUAGUUCAGCUCCAAUCAUGACGCACCCACCAGUGGAAGUGAGACGAAACACCGAAGUACUUCUUCCUCAUUCUUUCUGCGCUUUUGACUUUGCUACAGCAUCACAACAACUGAAAGAGACAUUUCUCAGAAUUCCACUAUUGGUUGAAGUAUGGCAUAGAGAUAAAAUGACGCAGGAUGCUCUCCUCGGAAUUGCAAGAUUUUCAAUGGUUCAUAUUCUGAAUGCAGAGAAAGCUAGAGUAGCUAGUAAGUUUGAAGGUUCUCCCCAGGGUUGGAGACAGAUCUACAGCGAAAGGGUACCCGUUGAGUCAACUGACGGUAAACAACGUAAGAUUGCUGAACUUCAUUUGGUAGUUGGAUUGGAGGACUAUGGACCAAUUAACACCAGAGAAGUCUUACUAAGUACGGAACCAUCUCAGAGUAGUACAACUGAAAUCAAACCUAAGGAGCCUAAACGUGAUGAUGUAGAGAAAGCUAAGGAUGCCAGAGAGACAUUGGAGUAUAAAACAGCAAUGGAGUUAGAGAUGUGGAAGGAGGCACAGGAAGAAUUGUAUGAACAACAGUUGAAGGACAAAGAAGUGCUGCACAUGAAAGCACUGGCCGAAGAAUGGAAGAGACGAGACAAGGAAAGAGAGCUUCUCGUCCGGAAAAAGGUUGACGAGUACGGUAGAUUAGAAGAUCAGUUAAGACUGGCGAUUACAGACGUAGAGAGACGAGAGAGACAGCUGGCUGCCAAUGAAUCUGAGGUGAUGAGACUAAAGUCUGAUUUACAAAGAGAUUAUGAAAGAAAACUAGCAGAGAUCAAAGAUGCAUCGCAUCGAAUGAAAGAAGACUGUAUCCAUCAAGUUGAAAUGGAAAGGUCUAAAGUCCGUGAUUUGGAAGAACAAAAACAAAGACUCCAAGAGCAGUUAACAAUGUCAGAAAGGAAAAUUGAAGAAAAAGAGAAGGACUUCCAGGUGUACAGAGGGCAGAUAAACACCAAACCUGAAGUUAGGCUACAGUCAGAAAUCAAUCUUCUGACAUUAGAAAAGGUUGAACUAGAGCGAAAGCUGGAUGCAAUUACAAAAUCAAAACUGCACUACAAACAGCAGUGGGGUAGAGCCUUGAAAGAACUAGCAAGGCUGAAACAAAAGGAACAAGCAGAAGCCAGGACACGACUCAAACGACAGCAGCAAGAAUUAGAACACAUGCGACUGAGAUACUUGGCAGCCGAGGAAAAGGAAGUCGUCAAGUCUGAAAAAAAAGAGUUGGAAGAAAUCAAAGGUGAACUCAGCAAAUUUCAGCAAGAACUUCAACAACAGAAACAGCAGGCAGAAGCCAAACCAGCUGAAGAACAUAUAUUAAAAGUUGUACAGCAUGAUGAUUUAGAUUCCAGUCUUGACGAACACAUCGGACGAUUGGUUGAAGAGAGAGACACGUUACUCAGAACAGGUGUUUACUCGCACCAAGAUAGAAUCAUUACAGAACUUGACAAACAAAUCAGGGAAGCCAUAGCAAGUAAAUCAUAAACUAAAAAUCACUACCAAGUUGGAGCGAAAUAAUAACUCUUAUAAAAAGCUGUGAGCUACAUUUUUUGCCCCCUCCUCCCAAUUAUUUAUGUUUUUGGCAGUCCCAUGCAUCAGUUAUAAACAUGCACAUCACACUUUUUUAUUAAAGAAUUUUCAAGAAAAAAUAAAUUUACUGACAAUUUCAGAAAAUAAUAAAUAAACGUUGUAAGCAAACAUUUUUCAGAACCAUUGUUGUGUUAUAAAUUGAGAAGUUUUUCCACAACAAUAAUAAAUCUUCCAUCUGUCUAAAAGCAGUUUACAUGUGCAUAUUCUAAACAUUAUACUUGAAGAAUUUACA